Messenger RNA from Drosophila biarmipes, 741 nucleotides. RefSeq lists its product as uncharacterized. Lineage: Eukaryota; Metazoa; Arthropoda; Insecta; Diptera; Drosophilidae. The transcript has a single exon. The record is from RefSeq and is a predicted model, not a curated record. The coding region runs from base 19 to 606 and encodes 195 amino acids.
AGAACACUGAGAUUCGAAAUGGUUUCUGUGACUCCCCUGUGUAGAAUUGCUUUCGAACAUAGCAUCCGUUCACUUUCUUUUCACUCAAACAUGGUGCUAAAUCCCCGUUGCUGGCCCAUCAAGGACAAGACAUUCGUCGUCUUCUGCCGGGGAAAGCACGAGAGAAAGCCCAAGGCAGCUAAGAAGCCAACCUCACAGCUGUAUUACCACAACCAGGACAAGGAUCACAAGUACUCCUUUUUCCACGUGGAGAAUGACACUCGAGCCUUCUUCAUCUCCAUAGGGAAGAGCCGGCUGCACCACAAAGAUUGGUUUCUAGUGGGCGAGAGGGGACAGUUCCUCCAGAAUGGAACCUCCAUCUACGACUACUACACAAGAUUCGACUGUGUGUACAAAAGGAUUCGUUUUCUGGACAAACUGCUCAAAGAUUGCUUGGAUAAGGAAAAUCGCACCCAAGACAACUUUACGAGCCCCGAGUUGAUGGCUCUACAUUUUCCCGAAACCAAAGCUCCCACCUAUACUGUGUCCAUAGGCGAGAAUACCCUGUAUUUUAACUGGGUAGUAUGCUUUCUGGGUCUGCUUCUUCUGCUUUGCUGCCUGAAAUAAACACAUGGCUUAACAUUUUAUGUAUUUUGCGAUUUUAUUGAGUUUUUAUGUAUAAAACAAUAUCUACUCUUCUCCUUAUUGCGGGCUGGGUAUUCUCUUCUCCUGGCUGAAUUUUCUUCAAUUUUGUAUAGCAAU